Molecule: messenger RNA, 636 nt
Organism: Guyanagaster necrorhizus
Lineage: Eukaryota; Fungi; Basidiomycota; Agaricomycetes; Agaricales; Physalacriaceae
Product: general substrate transporter
Exons: 11
Coding region: 16-633 (205 amino acids)
Biological process (GO): carbohydrate transport; transmembrane transport
Cellular component (GO): membrane
Molecular function (GO): carbohydrate:proton symporter activity
Source: RefSeq, a predicted model, not a curated record
CUCAAUUUCACGAACAUGAUCUUAACGCUCUCACCAAAGUGGUAUACUUGGCUUUGUGGACUGUUCGCUAGUCUGGGCAGUAUCAUCUUUGGAUACGACCUCGGUGUCAUCGCGGGGGUGUUGGCGGCAACGGAUUUUGCUGAUACUAUGGAUUCACGAUUCGGGAAUGAUGGUUUGAAGGGUCUAGUAACCAGUAUCUUCGUGCUGGGGUGCUUCUUCGGAAUGUUCCCUGUCGCGUAUGCCGCAGAUAUUCUGGGACGUCGCAAGACCAUUCUUCUCGGCGGCCUUAUAUACAUUCUUGGCGGGGCCCUUCAAACCUCUGCUGAGAACAUGGAUAUGAUGCUUGCUGGUCGGUUCUUUGCCGGUUUUGGUUCUGGAAUCAUGUCGGAUUUGGCACCAUUAUAUCAGGCAGAGAUUGCUCACCCUAGUAUUCGAGGCCGGCUUACUACUUUACAACAGUUCAUGCUGGGAAUUGGAGCAUUUGUUGCAUCUUGGGUGACCUACGGGACCGCCCAAGGACUUCCCGGUACACAAUCGGAAUGGAGGAUCCCGUUGGGUAUUCAAGUAAGACGGCUUUCGUUCUCUAGUAUUUGUUGCGGGACGACACAAGUACCUGAUGUCAACCUUAUAUAAGCA